Paramecium sonneborni is the source of this 682-nucleotide messenger RNA. NCBI's taxonomy places the organism in Eukaryota, Ciliophora, Oligohymenophorea, Peniculida, Parameciidae. The record is from the annotation of a GenBank genome assembly.
AAUGGCUAAUCAAUUUGAUACAAUUUCAUUUCCUACCUCAUCAAAACUUCAUUAACACAAUCCUUCCUAUGAUUCACAUUUACACAAUAAAAUGAAUCAAUGUUCUUCUGAUAUUAACAUCCAUCAUAUCAACAGAGAAAUCUUUUUCAUUGCAGAUUAAGCAUUAAAAUUAAAAUAAACUAUUCAACAACACUCUGAUUUAUAUAAAUAUAUAAUUAGAAUUGUUGAAAUUAGCAUGAAAGCUAGAGAUGUGGAUAACAAUAAAAAAUUAUUGGAUGAUAUUGUUGAAGAAUUAUCAAUCAUUCUAACUCACUCCUUAAACUCAAAAACUAUUUACUUGUUGCUCAACAAAUUAAUUUAACUAUAUAAAAAAAAAUAAUCAAUCUUUAAUAAUAGUGAUACAAAUAUUAAAAAAUUUGCUUUAUUAUUUAAUAAUUAAUCUAAAACUCAAAAUAAAAUAUUUCUCAAUUUUAAAGAUUCACCAAGAAUUCAUAAUCUUUUUUAAAAAUCAUAAUCUCCUACUUCACAAUAUUCGAAUUCAAGAAUUUUCUAAGCUAAAAAUUAAGAUUAAAUCUAUCAAUUCUAAGAUCCAUACAAUAUUAACAAUGAACGUCUUAAAGCUAUAUUGGAUCCAUCAAUAAAUUCUCACAGAUAGAAAAACUAUUAUAUUUCCAAAUAUUGA